Molecule: messenger RNA, 4155 nt
Organism: Sitodiplosis mosellana (orange wheat blossom midge)
Lineage: Eukaryota; Metazoa; Arthropoda; Insecta; Diptera; Cecidomyiidae
Product: PX domain-containing protein kinase-like protein
Exons: 9
Coding region: 1603-3471 (622 amino acids)
Biological process (GO): early endosome to late endosome transport; protein phosphorylation; protein targeting to lysosome
Cellular component (GO): late endosome; early endosome; extrinsic component of endosome membrane
Molecular function (GO): protein kinase activity; ATP binding; phosphatidylinositol binding
Source: RefSeq, a predicted model, not a curated record
AAACAUCGCGCUGACAUAAUCAUUUCAAAUAGUGAAACAUAUUAAAACAAAUUGACAUUUUAGAAUGUGACCAACAACUGGCCUACUUUAUCGGUUUACCACGAAUUCAUCAUCCAUCGAUUUUGUCAGUCGGAUGCAUUUUUAUUGAAGCGAAAAAGAGUGACACUUUACCAAAUUCAUGAAUUUGUGUACGAAAAAAAGCCGCAAAACAUUCAUUGUUUUCAUGAGGAGAGAAAAAAAAAUUGUGAUACAGCAUUACAACGCAUCGGCUUCACUUGAUGCUCGUGUAAACGAUUCGUAACACAAAUGGAAAACAAACAUGGCGACACCUUCGCUUUAAUGUAUGGAUGUACUUGCUUGUGUUGUGAUGUUGUCAAUGCGUCCGAUUUGACAAUUGAUAUUAACCUCAUACAAAUAACAACAGUAGCAGUUACAUUGCGUUGUGUUUUUGUCUGCAAAGGGCUAAAACACUUGAUUUUAGACUAAUUAUAACUUAAACGAUUGACAAUUUGAUACAUAUGCUGAAUGAAUGAACAAAUUCCGAAUUCAAAUACCGUACGAAGAGAAUAACCCUUUAACAAAUUCCUUUUUCAUUCAAUUAAUUGAAAGAGUUGGAGAUCUCCCAUCAUCAGUUCCAAUAUUUUUUUAAUUUUAUCAAUGAAAAUCGAACGAUUUAUAGCGACUUGAUAAAUCUUUUUAUCUUUGAAAUUAUAUUAUGCGACAUCAGCAUUUACUAUGAUAUAAACAUAGAUUGUACUAUUACUAAAUAUGAAGUCUUUGCUUUGUUUAUUCAAAUAAAGCAUAAACGGAUCGAUGUAAUGUUUUUCUGUUUGGUUCAAUUUAUGGGCAAGAUUGAUUAAAGAAAGAGAAUGUUUUUUUUUCGAUUUAUGUUUUUCAAAACGAGACAACAUUCUUCUGAUGAUUCUGAUUUGUUUACAUGCCAUGGUUUGUAGCAAUUUUCCGCCUAACAGCACCACAAAUAAGUGGUGUCCGAUUUAAACAUAGUCGAAUACUCGAUGAACGUGUGAACCAAUGAUGAUACAAACGAAUAGAUAGAAGAAACGGUGAAAUGUCAUCGGUUCGCUUGUGAAUACGUGCGCGUGCCUGUAUGUGUGUGUAGUGUGAGAUACUGUCAAUCCAGCAGCGGGGUUUGACAGUUUGGUCACGAAACACAAUAGUAAAUAUAUCCUCACAAAAAUCAUAAUAAUCACAACCACAACGAUAGCAGAGUAGAGCAGCGAAAACAGCAGCAUAACUGGAUGGCAUAGGCACUUGCUGAAUCGCAGGAAAAAUCAAUACGUUUUGAUAUAUACAAAACGUUUCGCACACGACAGGAGUAGUACGACGUGAAUUGUGUGUGUUACAACAAACAGAAGAAGUGAAGAAGAGAAGAAAAAAAAACACACCGACCGAAGCACGAAAGAAAAUUUUCGCUUUGACUAAAUUCGGUUUCUGACACAUUUUUUUUUCUCUGGAAAAUUGUGCAUUUCAAGCGAAAUUACAAUACUGUCCAUUACUUGCUGUUCUUCUGUUUAUCUUCUCCCGAAUACUACAAAAUACCCUGAUUUAUACCUGAUUUACGUUGAUUUGCACCUUUUAUGUAUGGCUAUAUUCGAAAGAAAAAUCAAACAAAAAUCAACAUUAGAUGAUACACAAAGUUUGAUAUGUACCAUUGAAACAGCGCAAAAGGUCAACGGACACACGGAAUAUGUGCUUCGAGUGCAAAGAGGUGUUUCGAAAGAGAAUACAUGGCGCGUUCUAAGAAGAUACAAUGAGUUUGUGGCAUUACAUAAAGAACUACAAAUCUCCGGUAUUGAGCUACCGUUGCCUGGAAAGAAAAUUGUUGGUAAUAUGCGCCCAGAGUUCAUAGCUGAACGACGAUUGGCAUUGCAAAAUUAUAUAAACAUUGUACUAAUGAAUCCAAUACUGGCAUCAUCGCUUCCGGCAAAGAAAUUUGUGGAUCCGGAAAGUUAUAAUCAAUCAUUCCAUGAUAUCGCCGUCCAAAAUGCGGCAUUGUGUUUGCGCACCGAAGGUGCCUAUACGUUGGGCAAAACGCUCGGUUUGAUCGGAUGGCGCAUUCGCAAGCAUUAUUUUAAAGUGACCACAAAAGCGAAUGCCAGCGGUGCAACGGCUCAAUCAAGUGGCAGUAGCAGCGGUGGCAGUCAUUCAAGUAAACAUAUCCUGACCAAAUCCAGUUCACAAUCGCAUUCGAAGCUAUUGUCAACGGCGGCGAGUCUAUCGCUAGAAUCACAGCCCAAAUGUUUGGAGGGUGUGGAAUUUUUAACGAUGGCCUGGAGCGAAUACGGCCCAGACAAAUACAUCGACGAAAAAGAGAUUCACAGCACACUAAAAAGUUUGACCACCAUUCAACAUCCAUUCAUCAUGCCAAUCGAAUAUGUGGCAAGUAACGAUAGUGGUGCUUUAUUCAUACGUAAUUUCUAUACAAAGGGAAGCCUAAAGGAUUUGCUCUAUGGGACAUCGCCGAAGAAUCCGUUUCUACAAAAGUAUGGCAACCCAAUUGGACGCGGCCGGGGACCAAUGGCAAUCAAAGAUAUUGCCAUCUAUGGCCGACAAAUUUUGGAAGCGCUUCAAUUUCUACAUUCCAAAGGAUUACCUUGUGGUCACAUACAUGCGGGCAAUGUGAUAAUUGUUGAUGGGGUUGCGCGUUUGGUUGACAUUGAGAAUUUCAUUCUUGGCGUGGCUUCGUUUUAUCGUCCAUUUUUCAUGCAACACAGCAAAAUUAACACCUAUGAAUUGAUCGAUGUGUAUAGCUUUGCUCAUCUAUUGUACGAGCUUACAUUUGGGUAUCCACUGCAAGAGUCUAUCAUUCGCCAUCCCAUUGAAUGUCCAUCGGAAACGCUGAAAGACUUACUGGAAUCAAUCCUAUCGAAGGAUGCAUGCAAAGUGGGCUUGCCAAGUUUGGAGCGUCUGAUUCAUCAUCCAUUCUGGCAGGAAUACGUACCGAAAUUCCACGAGCAAUACAUGAGCGGAAGUGAUGCCACAAAACACAACCUUAAAUUAACGAAUAACGCCAAAGAACAGAUCAAAAUUGCCGCACAAAAAACGGAACAACGUCUUCGUGAUGAACAAAAAUCUGUGAAAAAUCAAAAACGUCUAGUCAGAGUUCAAGAGCUUAUGAGUUCCGAAGAGGAGAAAAAGAAAAUCAAACAUCAAAAAGCUAAAGCCGAGCAAAAACAAUCAAAACUGCGACAACAAAAUUCACUACAACUAGAUGCGUUACAAUUGAAUUCGGUGCCAAAUCCUACGCCAACUGUUAUGCCACGAUCUGACAGUUCUGUGUCCGUCGUUCAUACGGGUAAUAUAAGUAGUACAGUAACACCAGCUGCAUCUACCUCGAUGUCGAAUGUAACGGAAUCGUCGAGCGGACAAGAAAGUGUUGGCGAAAAUCGUACUUUGCUACUUGAUUCAAUUUGUAAUUUUGAUAAAUCGGCACUAAGAAAGCUAGCUUAAAAACACAAAACACGGACACGGACAUUUUCAACUCGCUAAAUGUUCCGCUAAAUUCAUUCGAAAUACAAAAAAAAAACAAAAAUCCAUAGAAUUUGAAUUGUUAUCGAUCGAUGGUGUAUCGUAAAUGCUACAAUAUGCACAAUACGCAGAUAAAACAAAUAAAAUAUGAAGAAACAAAUAUUUAAUGAGAAACUAAACACAGAGAGAUAAACUUAAAUUCAAACCAAAAUAACGUUUAAUCGUCAAUAUCAAUGUGAAACAUUUUAGAAUUUAUAUCAUAUACACAGACAAAAUAAUGAUUAAAUUAUACAGUCAAAUAUACAAUUCUAUUAUAUACUUAACAAAUAAAAGAAUUCAAAAUACACACAUAUAUAUAUAUUAGAUAUAUAUUUAAUACCAAUUAAGAUUAUGAAUGUUUUGUGAAAGCUCACGAAUUAAGAAUUAUGUCAAGCAUUUCAUCUUUUUUUAAUAGUGCUAAUGGAAAAUGAUGUGCCAAAGCACAAUAAAAAUGGAAAUAUCGACGAAAAAUAGAUUCCGUAGCCAUAACAUAAAUGUGUUAAAUGUAAACAAAAAAGCUCAAUGUUGAAGAAGAAAGAAAAAAAACUCAAGAAAAAACCAAGACCAAAAAAACUUAUUGUGUCUAAUAUAUUUGUAAUAAAUGUACACCAGUAUUAAAUGUUGAAA